AUCGUCUCCAAAGGGAUCCCCAUGAACGCCAGAAUGAUCCACUCUCUGAGCGGGAAACAGUCUCCCAUCCCGUACGGGAGGAAAGGCCAGUACAUCCUGUCUGUGGACCGGGCCAACCUGAACAAGGAGCUGCUGACAGAGGCUGAAACGUAUCCAAACACGAAGCUGAACUUUGACCACAAGCUGCAGGACUGGAGCAGUGAAACGGGGCUCAUGACCUUUGUCAGGUCUGACGGGUCCAGGUCUCAGGUCCAGGCCGACCUGAUCGUGGGCUGUGACGGAGCRUUCUCCGCCGUCCGUAAACAGUUCCUCCGUCGCAGCCGCUUCAACUACAGUCAGACCUACAUCCCUCACGGCUACAAGGAGCUCACCAUGCCGCCGAGGGACGGAGAGUUUGCCAUGAAACCUAACUUCCUGCACAUCUGGCCACGAAACACCUUCAUGAUGAUUGCUCUGCCCAACAUGGACAAGACGUUCACCUGCACGCUCUUCAUGCCCUUUGAAGACUUCGAGAAGAUCACCACAGGAGAUGAGGUCAUCGAGUUUUUCCGGAAACACUUCCCCGACGCCAUCCCGUUGAUCGGAGCCGACGCCCUGAGGACAGAUUACUUCAGACUUCCUGCUCAGGCCAUGGUGUCCGUUAAAUGCAGCCCGUACCACAUCCAGGACAGAUGUGUCCUCAUGGGGGACGCCGCCCACGCCGUGGUGCCAUUUUACGGGCAGGGGAUGAACGCUGGCUUUGAGGACUGCAUCGUCUUUGAUGACAUCAUGAAUCAGUUCAAUGAGGAUUUCAGUUCUGUUCUGCCUGAGUAUUCAAGAGUCCGGGUCCCAGACGACCACGCCAUCGCAGAUCUGGCCAUGUACAACUAUGUCGAAAUGCGAGCGCACGUCAACUCCAAAUGGUUCCUCUUCAGGAAGCGUGUGGAUAACCUCCUUCACUUCCUCAUGCCCAAGACCAUCAUUCCACUUUACACCAUGGUCACCUUCACCAGGACCAGGUACCAUGAAGCUGUGCAGCGCUGGCACUGGCAGCAGAAGGUGAUAAACCUGGGCCUGCUGCUCGGUGCUGUAGGAGCAGCUGCCGGAGGCUCCUACCUGCUCGUUAAAAAUCCUCCAAACAUCAACAGGAUCCUCGUUCACGCUGAGCAUAUACGGAGCAAGCUGGUGUCUCUGAAGACCUCCUGAGUCCUGCUCCAGAUCUGAUGAAUCCUUCUCGUCUUAGUAGAUUUUAAUUAAACUGUCUAAGAAAUAAAUCUUUAAUUCAGAAUGACUCAGCAAAAAGCAGAGGUUUUGAUUAUAUUCAAUCAGUGAUAAAAGCUUCUGGUUUGAUGCCGACAGAUUCUAUUUAUCUGAGAGUUGACGCCUGUAAGACACCUGGACUUCUCCGUCAAUCUGAAGAUUUUUCAUUAAAGGGACCUUAAAUCAAGAAGUA
Molecule: messenger RNA, 1432 nt
Organism: Austrofundulus limnaeus
Lineage: Eukaryota; Metazoa; Chordata; Actinopteri; Cyprinodontiformes; Rivulidae
Gene: kmo
Product: kynurenine 3-monooxygenase
Biological process (GO): L-tryptophan catabolic process; quinolinate biosynthetic process
Cellular component (GO): mitochondrial outer membrane
Molecular function (GO): FAD binding; kynurenine 3-monooxygenase activity
Source: RefSeq, a predicted model, not a curated record